CGUUGACAAAUGGUGAUUAGUCCACUAAACAAUGUACAACCCGGCAAAAUGUAAUGUUAUACUGUAUAUAUAUACUGGUGGAGGGUUGAUCUAUGCCAAGUCUUUACCAAGUUAGAAACUCUUGGCGGCGAAUGCAGAAAUAACACGUCAAUCUCUUACAUAUAUGUUGAUCAGCUGCCUAUCUCUGCCUGUAAUCCAUCCUGAUCCUGAUCAUAUAUAUAUAUAUAGCUAGAAUUGUUGUAUAUAUAGAAAUCAUGAGCAACACGAUGAGGCCAAGGAGUAAAGUGAUGUUUAAUUUGGUUUACGAUAGGGGAUGAUCUAUAUAUGUGAUUGAAUAGUUACAUAUCUUUAUGAUCUUUUCAACAUGAACAUUUCAAUCUUCCUCUAAGCUCCAUAUAUUUUGUAAUUUUAUUUCCACACACACACACACCACACAAAAUGGAUGGUAUUGGUAAUGGUAUUGGUAUGAUGAAGAAGAGUAAGAGCAAAAGGCUGGGAAAAGCUGCAGGGAGUAAGAAAGGAAGCCUGAUUACAAAAACAUGGGAGCGAUGCAAGUCCAUAGGACGAGGUACAACCACAAGGAUCACAAGGAGCAAAUCAUGGCCAAGCCGUGGCAAAAGUACUACUGUUGUGGCCCCAGAAGGUUGCUUCUCGGUCUAUGUGGGGCAACAAAUGCAAAGGUUCGUGAUCAAAACUGAAUACGUGAACCACCCUUUGUUUAAGAUGUUGCUUGAAGAAGCUGAGUCAGAAUAUGGUUAUAGCAGCCAAGGCCCUAUAGUCCUUCCUUGCAACGUUGAUGUGUUUUACAAGGUGUUGAUGGAAAUGGAUGAAGAAACGUCUACUCCUGAUCAGCCUCAGCCUCAUGGAUGUGCUUUUGUGAAACAACGUUCUCGCUCCUCCUAUCAUCUUCCUAGCCCUUCCCGAAUGCUUGCCAUAAACCACUUGUGAUUUUUAAUCAAAACUUAAUGCAUGUAUCUACUAGAGUGAUGUUUUUCUUUCUUUCUUUUCUCGAUCUGUAGGUUGAAAAUUAAUAAACGAUCGAGUGUGAUGAUGGUUUGUCCUAUUCGGAUUUUCAUAUAUAACUUUUCCAAUUUGUCUA
This is a messenger RNA of Lotus japonicus, 1099 nucleotides long. RefSeq names its product auxin-responsive protein SAUR71-like. Gene Ontology annotation, biological process: response to auxin. The record is from RefSeq and is a predicted model, not a curated record. The coding region runs from base 439 to 948 and encodes 169 amino acids. NCBI's taxonomy places the organism in Eukaryota, Viridiplantae, Streptophyta, Magnoliopsida, Fabales, Fabaceae. The transcript has 2 exons.